CUUGCCUCCCUCCAUCAUACGCUCUUGACGAGCAGACCGUGUCCAUCGCCGUCUCUUAGAUUCUGCUAGGUUGACCUGUGGCGCAUAUACACGUUGCGUGCAACAGGAACGAAUAGGUACCAACAUAGCGCAUACAUACACUACAACAGUGUAACUUUCGUCCACAUUACGACAUCCCCGUCUCGUGGAACCAUCUAGUCCUUGGGUCACAUCACGCACGCAUUCUCCCGUACUCAUCUCACCACUUGACACGCGAGACGUACGAAACGAGAGAAACUGAUAAAGAUCCACGACGACGACAAGGAGACAUUAAGUAGAAAGGCUCGGAGAGUCUCAGGAGAUAUAUCCAUCCAGCAACGACUCGCAACGAGACUUGACGAGAAAUCUCACGCAUAAUUUGUCCUUAAACACAUUAAAUCGCCAUGUCACCUCUAUCACCCUCUGACUCAGUCGACGCAUUCCUCUCUUGGCUCGCAGCACCCGCCAGCAACACCGAGCCCACAGGCCCAGUCUCCUUCGUGCCAACUGGUAGAGGAUCUGUAUCCGAUCAGGAAUAUGCCGCGAGGUUGAGAGAACUCGCUCGGAGCCCAUUGGAGGAUAUGGCUAAACCGUUAUUGGGACCUAUACCGGUGAACGUGUCGACCACACCUGGUUCGAAUGGUGAAGGUGGGAAGACACCGAAACCGAAGACGAAGCAUGCGAAGAAGCCGAGUGCGCAAGCUAAGGCGCAGUAGAGGUUGUUUGAUUUUCUGUCGGACCGGUUUCUUCUCUUGAUGUUGUCAGUAUUAAUAUUUCGAAAAACCCAAAUUGCCUCUUCGGCUUUCUGUUCCGGACAUCCUUUCCUUUCUCGUUUACCUCGUCCACGCCCCGAAAACGAAAUCGCCAAAUUUCUGGGACUGGACGAUCCAUCACCUUCCAUCUCCACGCUGCACCACCGUAAUCCAACCCAAAUCCAAUCCAAUUGCAGUUCAAUUCAACCUUGCAUGUUUUUAACUAUCUCAUCGUGUCGUCAACUUACCACUGCUGUCAACUCUGUGUUGUAGUAAGUAUCCCACGUGUCGAUUAUAUGCUCUCCUUUGUCAAUGAAAUAGUACUGACAAGUUGUCAUUUAUUUCUUUUCUUGUCGCAUGCAAUCCUUUUUUUCACCCCGCCUCGUCUUAGUAUUCUGCUCAUCAUACCUGUAUCUGGACCGAUUCCUUCCUUCUCUUGUCUCUUCCCUUCCACUUUUCUCCUCUCGUUUUCUUUCCUUCUGUGUAAUUUUGAGAUAUUCAUUUCUCGUGUCUUUAUUUGUGUCUGUCUGAGUCUGGUAUGGUAUGGUAUGGUAUAUUUCCUAGUAUAGGUCCCUAAAAAGAAACACUAGGUCUGUGACCGUUUCUCUCGUUUCUUUCCCUUCCUCAGUAUCGUUGACGGGUUCUUUUCUUCUUCUUCACGUUCCC
Molecule: messenger RNA, 1436 nt
Organism: Fomitiporia mediterranea MF3/22
Lineage: Eukaryota; Fungi; Basidiomycota; Agaricomycetes; Hymenochaetales; Hymenochaetaceae
Exons: 2
Coding region: 423-734 (103 amino acids)
Source: RefSeq, a predicted model, not a curated record